This is a messenger RNA of Camarhynchus parvulus, 2907 nucleotides long. It is a transcript of the gene GNPDA2, whose product is annotated as glucosamine-6-phosphate deaminase 2. NCBI's taxonomy places the organism in Eukaryota, Metazoa, Chordata, Aves, Passeriformes, Thraupidae. The record is from RefSeq and is a predicted model, not a curated record. Gene Ontology annotation, molecular function: identical protein binding; glucosamine-6-phosphate deaminase activity. The transcript is spliced from 6 exons. Gene Ontology annotation, biological process: N-acetylglucosamine catabolic process; carbohydrate metabolic process; D-glucosamine catabolic process. Gene Ontology annotation, cellular component: cytoplasm. The coding region runs from base 1030 to 1950 and encodes 306 amino acids.
GGCCGGGCAGGGCGCGCAGUGGCCGGCCGGGGAAGGGGAGGCCGCGGGGGCCCGGGGCUGCUGUGCCGGCGGCGCCCCGGCUGCAGGUCUCCUUCUCUGCCAGUGUAGGUUUAUCACCCCUCCGUCUCCACCAUCGCCAAAAAAACCCAAAAAGUGUCCUUAGCCGAAAAUUCGCUGUGGUUCUGCUGCUGUCCGUGGCUCCCUGCUCUUGAGAGCAUCCCCGUGUUCCCAGCGUAAAAUUGCUGGGAUUUUAUGAAACCAGCCUAAAGCCGCGCAGUCUGUCCUGCUUUUCAAGGCACGCUUUUCCUUCUCGGGAAUGUGUGCUAACUCUCGGGUGUGUGCGAAUAGCGUUUCCUCGGCAAAGGUGAGUUUGACUUGUCAUGGCUCAGCUGUCCAGGGAGAUGGAGCGGCACAGGCAGCACACGGUGAUGAUCAUCACUUUCUUUCUUCUUUAGUGGGACAAACCUGGUUGAGUACUUUAAUUCAUAUCUGUUUUGAAAUCAGCCGCUCAUAUGGGGUCAGCUAAAAGUAGUGUGGUCUGUCAUACCGGUGACCCUAGGCUUCUGAGAACUGUGUUGUUUCUGGCUAAUGCUGAGCCCACCCGGACCUGGGAAGAGUAACGCAUCCCAAACUGGGGAAAGAGCCUCAGUCUUUCUGGAGUAAUUACCAGACUGUUAAGCAGAAAUUAAUGGAAAAAAUGAGUUUCACUUAAAUGCAAGAGAUGCUUGUAUACUUCUAGCAACCAAGCUUGUUUUCUGGAUAGUCAUGUUAAAAGUUGAUACAAUUGCACUCAAAGCCUUUUAAAUUUUUGUUUAAAUUUAUGUGGCAAAGAAAAAAUGUGGUAUCAUAUUUUUUCCUGUGAACUGUAAACAUUUCAAAUAUCUCUAAUGCUUUAAUGGUUUUUUGGUUUUUUUGCAGAUAAUAAACUUACUGAAGCAUUGUUAAGGAGCUAGAAUGAGAGUGAAAGGAGCUUUAAUAAUUUAGUCCCAGUUUAAGUUUGUUUUAUCAUACAAGUUCUUCACUGCCAUAAUGAGGCUAGUAAUUCUUGAAGAUUAUGAUCAGGCUAGUGAAUGGGCAGCCAAAUACAUCUGUAAUCGUAUUAUCCAGUUCAAGCCAAGUCAAGGAAGAUAUUUCACCCUUGGUCUACCAACAGGAAGCACACCUUUGGGAUGCUACAGAAAGCUGAUAGAAUAUCACAAAAAUGGAGAUCUCUCUUUCAAAUACGUAAAGACUUUCAACAUGGAUGAGUAUGUAGGGCUUCCCAGAAAUCAUCCAGAGAGCUACCACUCCUAUAUGUGGAAUAACUUCUUUAAGCAUAUUGACAUAGAUCCGAAUAACGCACAUAUCCUUGAUGGGAAUGCACCAGACUUACAGGCGGAAUGUGAUGCAUUUGAAAAGAAAAUUGAAGAAGCAGGGGGGAUUGAUCUGUUUGUUGGAGGCAUUGGUCCAGAUGGCCACAUUGCAUUCAAUGAACCCGGAUCAAGUUUGUCUUCAAGAACAAGAUUAAAGACUUUAGCAAUGGACACCAUUUUGGCAAAUGCUAAAUACUUUGAUGGAGACUUAUCUAAAGUACCAACUAUGGCGCUAACAGUUGGUGUGGGUACAGUGAUGGAUGCUAGAGAAGUAAGAACUCAUUUAGUUCUAGUUGCAUGUGUGUUUUCAAGAUUAGUUGGUAUUGAUACUGGGAUUAAAAGUAAAGAGACCUUUGUUUUGCAGGUGAUGAUUCUUAUAACAGGUGCACACAAGGCUUUUGCAUUGUACAAAGCAAUUGAAGAAGGAGUCAAUCAUAUGUGGACAGUUUCUGCUUUCCAGCAACACCCUCGCACUAUCUUUGUGUGUGAUGAAGAUGCUACUUUAGAACUAAGAGUUAAAACUGUGAAGUACUUUAAAGGUUUAAUGCAUGUGCACAAUAAGCUUGUGGACCCACUGUACAGUAUGAAAGAAAACUGAAAGAAGACUGAAGAGGAACUCCAUGUGGGUCAGCAGCAACAGUUUUAGGUAGCAGAUGAGUUCACUGCUAUGCAAUAUGCUGAAAACUGUUUAAAAUGGGAAAUCCUAGGUACUGUAUUUUUAAAAAGGUCCAAUAUCUGUACAUUCACAUUCCAUCUGUUUGCUGUGUUGUGCAUUUUGCUUUAAUAUUUGGAGCUCCGCUGUUGGUACAUCACUAAAUGGAAAGAAACAAACUUGGGAGAGACUGCACGUUAUGUAGAGAAGGGAAAAGCAGAGCACUUACUCUAGCACAGCAAUGUAUUGCAUCUGCCUCAUGUUAGAGAUGAUGACACUUCAUUUCCCAGAAUUCUUAAUUUUUGGCUUGGUUAGUGUAACUACAUUUUGCAUUUGUGUCUCUAGGUGGAAUGGUUUUGGCCUUUGCUAUUACUACGGACUUGUAAUAGUUGUACAAUUUCUACUAUGAAAUGUUCUGUUUACAUAUAUCUAAUGUACACUGAGCUUUUGCACUUGGUUGCCUUAAAUUUGUCUUAAACAGUUUUUGGGCAUCUCAAGUCCUGCUGUAUAUUUUGGGCAAAUGAAGAUACAAAAACAGUGCCUAAAAAUGCACCAAAUUCUUCAAAGUUACAACUUGCUCCAUGGAUAAAAAUAUUAAACUUCUACAAUAGCACUUUUUCCUCUCAUGUACUUCAAAUUACUUUAGGAUUUUAUAUUUUUGGUAAUCAAGCUUUAUACAUAAGGAAGAAAUCUCAACCUACCUUUCUGGAGGUAGCUGGUCAAUUAUAUAACUGAUGUUACAAUUAAAUGCCUGAAAAGAGCUUAAUUUACAGGACUAUAAUGUCUGCAAAUGAUCAUUUAAAGCCAACUGUUAAUCACUUUUUCACUGUAUCAUUAUAAACAUUGAGCUGUUACAAGGAAUGUUAUUUCCUACUUUGAAUAUAAGUAAAACUUAAAUAUAAA